ACUUUAACCUUCACGCUCGUCCAAAAUUAUUCCACCUAGCCUAUUCAUGUUUCAUUUAACACUAAUUCUUUUCAUUUAUUAUAUACUAGUACUUCCAAGAAAUCCCCAAUCCAUUUUCAUUAAGACAGUGUUUGGUACUGAACUGAACUAAAAAAUGCUUCCAGGAGUUGAAUGUGCUAGAAGGAGACGGUUGCAUCAAAGCAGAGGAAAAGAAGGAGGAUAUGGUGAUUCCACAACAAGACGCUCAUUCUGUUUAUACACAAGAAACCUUCAAUCUACUACUUCCUCAUCAAAACCUUCUUUACUGGAAAGAAGCGUGUUAAAGCAGAAACAGUCAUUGAUUGAUGAGAAACUGGGAGGAUCAGCAAGAGAAGCCAAACGGAGAUUAGAUGAGAAGCUUAAAGCAAGUAUGAAGUCAGAAGAAAAUCAACAACAGAAAAGAAAAAGUAUUUUUGGUGGUUUAUUGCGGCAGUUUAAAUCUUAAGUAGAGGAAUCUUUAGAUCGGCAAUUCCAUGUAGUGAAGUGAUACUUUAUUUAGCCUUUGUAAUUUGUUAUUUAUAAGUACAGUAGUUUCUAAAGUUUA
Molecule: messenger RNA, 583 nt
Organism: Vicia villosa (hairy vetch)
Lineage: Eukaryota; Viridiplantae; Streptophyta; Magnoliopsida; Fabales; Fabaceae
Exons: 2
Coding region: 155-484 (109 amino acids)
Source: RefSeq, a predicted model, not a curated record